Triticum turgidum subsp. durum (durum wheat) is the source of this 582-nucleotide messenger RNA. The record is from the annotation of a GenBank genome assembly. Lineage: Eukaryota; Viridiplantae; Streptophyta; Magnoliopsida; Poales; Poaceae.
AUGGCAGAUCGCAGGCUGGGGCUGCCUAACCUAGCCCUGCAGCUGGUGGGGAUCUUACCGGAGGUCCAGAGGCCAAGCAGCACGGUCCCUCACCGGCAGAAGGUGGCUUACACGGCCGCUUCCCUCCUCAUCUACCUUGUCGGCAGCCAACUGCCUGUGUAUGGGUAUGGAGUCCGCUCUCCAUCGGCUGUUGAUUCUCAAUACUGGGUUCACAUGUCCGACUGCAACUCCGUCAUGUCCGCCGGGAUCAUGCCCCUCGUUCUGUCCGAGAUGUUGCUUCAUUUGCUGCUGCGGUAUAAGGUUCUUAGGGUGAACAGUCAUGGGGACCGGAUGCUCCUGAAUCGGGUGCAAAAGUUGCUUGCGGUAGUUUGUGCCGCUUAUUUCUCAAUCUGCAUGGUGCUAAUGUCAACUAUCUUGGGCAAACUGACCUUAGGGCAGUCAAUUCUGAUCGUGCUUCAGCAUUUCUUUGGAAGUGUCAUAGUCAUUUAUAUUGAUGAUCUCCUUAAAAAGGGAUAUGGGUUUCUUUCGAGUAUCCCCUUGUUCAGUGCCACCGACAUUUGUAAUGGUUUACUGAUUUCGUGA